Gambusia affinis (western mosquitofish) is the source of this 568-nucleotide messenger RNA. Its product is annotated as cytochrome b-c1 complex subunit 6, mitochondrial-like. Bases 113 to 373 code for a protein of 86 amino acids. The transcript has 4 exons. The record is from RefSeq and is a predicted model, not a curated record. Gene Ontology annotation, biological process: mitochondrial electron transport, ubiquinol to cytochrome c. NCBI's taxonomy places the organism in Eukaryota, Metazoa, Chordata, Actinopteri, Cyprinodontiformes, Poeciliidae.
CGGAACCGGAAACGUAGUGCUUGUUUUCAACAUCAGCCGGCUAGCUGUCUUGACCUGAGGUGUCCUCCAAGAGCCGUGGUUUGACAGGAAAUCAAGAAUAAAACAUUCAAAUAUGGUUUUCGGGCAGAAGACAGUCGUGAAAGGAGAACCAGAAGAUGAGGAAGAGGAGGACAUGGUGGACCCUCUUGAAACCUUCCGUCAGAAGUGUGAGGAGACAAAGCACUGCGUCCAUACCCGGGAACGUUUGGAGCUUUGCGAGACCAGAGUUGGCUCUCGGUCUCAGACACAGGAGGAUUGUACUGAGGAAUUGUUUGACUUCCUCCAUGCUCGGGACCAUUGCGUGUCUCACAAACUGUUCCAUUCUGUCAAAUGAAGUCCGUCUUAGCUGGACCACUCACUGACAACAUUCUUCAAAAAUCGUAUUACCAGGACGAUGGGGUUUUAAACUCGUCCAUGUAUUGCUGCAUGUUGUAACUUUAAAAUGUAUGAUAUCUUAAGUAUAUGAAAAAAAAAUGUUCAGCAGUUUAUUGUGAUUCAAUAUGUCAAUAAAGUGACUUGGAAACACAAA